Molecule: messenger RNA, 1518 nt
Organism: Thermochaetoides thermophila DSM 1495
Lineage: Eukaryota; Fungi; Ascomycota; Sordariomycetes; Sordariales; Chaetomiaceae
Product: putative nicotinamide mononucleotide transmembrane transporter protein
Exons: 4
Coding region: 1-1518 (505 amino acids)
Biological process (GO): transmembrane transport
Cellular component (GO): membrane
Molecular function (GO): transmembrane transporter activity
Source: RefSeq, a predicted model, not a curated record
AUGGGCAACCCUAAACACGAAGUUUCGGCUCCGGACGUCACCACCGAGUCCGACAGCGUUGCAAACGAGAAGUCGGUCUUCAAGGGCGGCGUUGAUGACGUCCAUGUCGAGAGCGCCGGCUGGGAUGAGGCUUCAACCAAGAGGCUGAUCCGCAAGAUUGACUACACCCUCAUCCCCUUCCUGGCCUUCCUCUAUCUGCUUUCUUUCCUCGACCGCUCCAACAUCGGCAACGCCCGUCUGGACACCCUCGAGAAGGAUCUCAACCUCAAGACGGACAAGUACCAGUACAACGAUGCGCUUGCCGUCUUUUUCCCCUUCUACGUCGCUGCUGAGAUUCCCUCCAACAUGGCCAUGAAGCGCUUCCGCCCAUCCAUCUGGAUUCCCAGCAUCAUGGUUGUCUGGUCAAUCUGCACCACGCUCAUGGGUAUCGUCGAGAACUACGCCGGUCUGAUGGCCUGCCGUUGCGCUCUGGGUCUUGCCGAGGGUGGUCUCUUCCCCGGUAUCACCUACUACAUCACCAUGUGGUACAAGCGUCACGAGUGCGGUCUCCGCAUGGCCAUCUUCUUCUCUGCCGCUACUGCUGCUGGUGCCUUCGGUGGUCUACUCGCCCGUGGUAUUAUGGAAAUGCGUGGCGUUGGCGGUCUCUCCGGCUGGCAGUGGAUCUUCAUCCUCGAGGGUUUGUUGACUUUCGUUGUCGCCGUUGCCGCCUACAUCAUCAUGCAGGACUACCCGGCUACCGCCAAGUUCCUGACUCCUGAGGAGCGCGAGGAGGUCCAAGCCCGCCUCAAGCGUGACCGCUCUUCGCUCGCCGAUGAGUUCGAUAUGAAGUACUUCUGGCAAGCGCUCAAGGACUGGAAAAUCUACUGCCACAUGUUCAUCACUAUCUUCGUCUACACUGCCCUCUACUCCUACUCGCUCUUUCUGCCCACCAUCAUCAAUGAGCUUGGCAUCUCCAAGACCCCUGAGCAGUCUCAGCUUCUUACCGUCCCGCCCUACUUCGUCGCAUGCUUGUUCUGCGUCGCUGCCGGCUGGUACGCCGAUAAGAUUGGCCAGCGAGGUAUCUUCAUGAUUGGCUUCAUGCUCAUCGCUAUUGCUGGUCUCCUCAUGCUCAUCUGCACCACCAAUCCGGCUGUCCGCUACAUUGGCUGCUUCCUUCUCGCUACUGGUGUUUAUCCCAACGUCCCUAUGGGUGUCGCCUGGAACGGCAACAACAUCGGUGGCUCACUCAAGCGUGGUGUCGGUAUUGCUAUGCACGUCGGCUUUGGUAACCUGGGUGGUGUCGUGUCUUCCUACCUCUUCCUGGCCAAGCACAAGCCGCGUUACUUCUCUGGUUUCGGUGUCCUCCUGGCCUUCCAGGUCGCCGCCGUCGUUCUCUCCGUCAUCAUGCACAUUUACCUCCGCCGUGAGAACGCCCGCCGUGACCGCGAGUACAAGCCCCCAAGCGAGUACACUGAGGCCGAGAAGCUGGCCGAACGUGAGAAGGGUGACUACGCCUCCUUCUUCCGUUACACCAUCUAA